CUCUUUCUCUCUCUCGUUCAGAUCAUGACCGUACCAUUACCGGACAUUCCGCUUUCAUACCUCGUUGUAGCUCCCGAGUCCCAGUUGGCCCCAGUCUAGCCUGGAAGGGUCAGGUACCAUACCGUCAGAAUGGUAACCAGUCGGUACGGGAUAUUUGCUGCUAUCGGCCUGCAGGCGGACUUUUUUAGUUCACCAUCCCAAGAAUUAUCAGCAUUUCUUCUUUUCCUGCCUUCUCUCCAUCUCUCCCCUCAUCUUCCCUACCCCAUUGAUUCUUCCCCGUACUUACUCGGGUUGAGGCUGGUCUCUCUACUAUCUCCUUGUUCUCCUUCCUCUUCUGCAUCUCCUUACAGUUCCUCGAGAAACGCCCUCCCCUUCUCCCUACCGCUAUACCCACUUUCCCAGUCCCCUCCGCCCGGAUCGGCCUUCCCUCUCCGCUCCGCAAAGUCCGUUUUUCUGCGUCGGCAUUUUCGGGCCUACAGCUUUGAGAACCAACUCUCCUCGAUCGCCCCUCGGAGCUCCCUUCGCGUUUCUUCUUCCACGUAUCUCGUCGCUUCGUAGCACUCGCUACGCCCAGAAUACCUCAAGAGCUCAAUGGCGGUCCCCGAACAGAUCCCCGGGCAAGAAUAUGAGUAUGUGGCUCCUGUCCGCUCUCCAGUCCACAUUUCCCUGCCUUGGUCGGCAAUGGCCUCCACCAUCCGUGGACUCAAAACACAUCUGCGGAAGGGGGGCAUUCUAGGUCACAGUUUUCGCUAUACUCCGUAACUGGAACUGCGC
This is a messenger RNA of Aspergillus brunneoviolaceus CBS 621.78, 774 nucleotides long. RefSeq lists its product as uncharacterized. Bases 130 to 558 code for a protein of 142 amino acids. NCBI's taxonomy places the organism in Eukaryota, Fungi, Ascomycota, Eurotiomycetes, Eurotiales, Aspergillaceae. The record is from RefSeq and is a predicted model, not a curated record. The transcript has a single exon.